AUGACUGCUGUGGCAUCGCCGCCUAGUGUACAAUCGGGGCCUCGUUUGGGAUGGUACACGUCUGGUAACGGUAACGGUGGCCAAGGAGCUCUCUCUUCCAUGAACGCCGACGAGGUUUCACGCAUGUUUGUGCCACGCAAGGCCCUUCAGAGAUCGAACUCCUCGUCCUCUUUGAACUCCACCUCGUCCACGGCAACCGUGACCACGGCAUCGCAGAAUUCUAAUGCGGCUCAACCUUCGAACGCCGACUCCGCUACUUGGUCCUCGAAGAAGAAACCUUCAAGAAGUAUCUGGCCAAGCUCCAAGUCCGAACCGGUGUCUGGUGUGAGCAACGCGCGUCCCCAGGUGAUGCCCGGCUUUUCGUCCGGGCCAGCUGCCUCUUCUGCUAUGGCCGCGAUGCACCAGCCUAACUCGAUCGUUCCGUCUCAGCAUAUGUAUCAGUCGCAACAGAAUGGCGUUCGAGGAGGAAGCGCGCCAUCCGGAGAUCCGCCCGCAAUUCUGACCCUCAUCCCGAUCAACAGCACAUUCGAAAGAAAACAGAUCACCGUACCAUACUAUCCGGAGAUAUUACGCAUCGGACGACAAACAAACGCCAAAACAGCCCCGUCACCGGUGAAUGGAUAUUUCGAUUCCAAGGUCCUGUCUCGGCAGCAUGCUGAGAUCUGGGCUGACAAGUCUGGCAAGAUCUGGAUCAGAGAUGUGAAGUCAUCAAACGGCACUUUCAUCAACGGCAAGCGACUGUCUCCGGAGAACCGCGAGUCUGAACCUCAUGAGCUCCGAGAAAACGACCAGCUGGACCUGGGUAUCGAUAUCAUCAGCGAAGAUCAGAAGACAGUCGUCCAUCACAAGGUGUGUGCUAAAGUCGAACAUGCGGGCGUCUAUGGUACGAUCCCCAAUAUUCUUGAUCUCACGCUGGGAGAUCUUGACCCGGCUUCGGGAGGUGGGCUUUUACCCUCACCUCUCAGUCAGCCAUUAUCGCAUCUGCGCGGGCGGUCGGGUAGCAAUGUCAGCAAUCGCAGUGCGCAGAGUGCUGCCAGCAGCCAGUUCAAUGCAAUGCAACAACAGAGGCAGAUGAACUACUGGAACUCGCCCAUAUCCAUUGAGCAGGUUGUCAAACGACUGACGGCUGAAAUGAAGCAAGCAAAACAACAGUCACAGGAUCUUCGUCAGACGGAUGAGUUCCUCGCGACACUCAUGAAACCAGGACACGCAGAGAAGGAGAAGGAGAAGGCAAAACAUUCUCCCGCUGAGAGUGCCUCUUCUCGUCAGGUCAAUGGAAGACCUAAGAUGCCGCGCGUUGACUCGUUCUCGCGGUUCUCUGAUCCUCCAGCACCACCCCCACAGCAGCCUCUGCCCGAAAAGCCCGAUGCAUUGCCCCGGAAUGGCAUGGAGGCCAUGUCGCCUCUCAAGCGUUCUGAUACAGAAAAGCCAAAGCUAGGAGCCACCGGCUCUCCGGUGUCGCGUGAGUCGAGCCAAAUCCUUUCCCUCAUUGAGGCUUUAUCAACGGCCAAACGUGAGCUUGAUAGCCAAGGGGCUCGCGUGAAAGAACUCGAAAGUCUCCUGCUUCAAGAACGCAAUGCUCGUGAAUCUGCAGAGGAAAGGGCUAGGAAUCUUGAAAUGAAAAACAAGGAGAACCAGGCGAUUGUUCCCACAGAGCCAAAAGAUGUGCACGUGGAUACUCCUUCAGGGAGCUUGGUUGAAGACCAGAAGCCGCAAUCAUUGGAUGCCGAAAAGCCACAAAACCCCGCUGUAGCCGACUCGACGCAAGUCGACGUGUCGGCUGAUGUGCAGACCAGUCAACUCCAGCUUCGCCUCGAGGCGAUGGUGGUGGAGAUGGAAGAAAUGAGGAAGCAGAUUGUUCAUUUCAAGGAGCGUGCGCUCCAGGCUGAAGAUGAGACGGUGCAAACCAGGAAGUCUCUGUCCGAGAUGAUCGAUACGCUGCGGCGAGAGCGCGAAGAAGAUUUGAAGAUUCGCAAAUCCAAGGCUCAGUCGCAGAGUGCUGACGAAUCGAUGCCGUCGACCAGUGCAGGAUCAGAAAACCCCGAGGUCGACUCGGUUCAUUCUCAGCUCCCAACAAUAUCAUCGCAUGAGAAAGGAGUCGAUACAGUAGACACGACAUUCGCAACGCAUCCGCAUCGACGGGAUGUCUUGGAACAUACUAGUCCAUACGCGUCGAUGCUCGGGGUUGUCCUACUGGGUGUGGGCUUAAUGGCCUACCUGAAUGGAUGGCAGAAGAUGGACAAAUGA
Aspergillus terreus NIH2624 is the source of this 2247-nucleotide messenger RNA. Its product is annotated as putative cytoplasm to vacuole targeting Vps64. Gene Ontology annotation, molecular function: protein binding. The record is from RefSeq and is a predicted model, not a curated record. The transcript has 2 exons. Bases 1 to 2247 code for a protein of 748 amino acids. Gene Ontology annotation, cellular component: cytoplasm. Lineage: Eukaryota; Fungi; Ascomycota; Eurotiomycetes; Eurotiales; Aspergillaceae.